Labeo rohita (rohu) is the source of this 4638-nucleotide messenger RNA. It is a transcript of the gene dtymk, whose product is annotated as deoxythymidylate kinase (thymidylate kinase). Gene Ontology annotation, molecular function: ATP binding; dTMP kinase activity. The coding region runs from base 3387 to 4037 and encodes 216 amino acids. Gene Ontology annotation, biological process: dUDP biosynthetic process; dTTP biosynthetic process; dTDP biosynthetic process. The transcript has 6 exons. Gene Ontology annotation, cellular component: mitochondrion; cytosol; cytoplasm. The record is from RefSeq and is a predicted model, not a curated record. NCBI's taxonomy places the organism in Eukaryota, Metazoa, Chordata, Actinopteri, Cypriniformes, Cyprinidae.
AGAAAAAGAAAACAUAUAAAAUGUUUAUUUGUACAAGGUUAGAGAGCUAAAUGAUGAAGAGUUUAAAAACUUGACUCAAAGUUUUCCACCCUGUUAGAUCUAUAAACCUCAAAGGGUGGAAAUUAUAAUAAAUUGAUUAAAUAUUAUUUAUUGUAUAUUGCAUUAAUGUUUGUGUAUUAUAUACAGUGAGGAAAAAAAAUGUUUGAUCCCUUAAUGAUUUUGUUUAUGUUUGCUCACUGACAAAGAAAUGAUCAUUCUAUAAUUUUAAUGGUAGGUUUACCUGAACACUGAGAGACAGAAUAACAAAAAAAAAAAAAAUGGAUUUCAAGUUACACAUUGAUUUGUAUUUUAAUGAGUGAAAUAAGUUUUUGACCUCUUGCAAAACAUACUUGAUGUCAAAACCCUUGUUGGCAAUCACAGAGGUCACAGACGUUUCUUGUAGUUGGCCACCAGGUUGCACACAUCUCAGGAGGGAUUUUGUCACACUCCUCUUUGCAGAUCCUGUGAAAGUCAUUAAGGUUUCAAGGCUGAUGUUUGACAACUCAAACCUUCAGCUCCCUCCACAGAUUUUCUAUGGGAAAUGAUGCCAAAAAACAAAAAACAAACAAACAAACAAAAAAAAAAAAACAGGAAGGGGGCAAAAACUUCUGCAUUGUAGAUGUGUGUCAGAUCCAAGUCAUGUGCAGCAGCAGGUCUUAAAGUCACAGCAAACAAAGUUAGCAAAUUAAAGAACAAGGGUAACAGAAAUAAUUGUAGCUAUAAUAUGGGUUAGUCUAUUUUUAAAUUAGAAUCUGUGCAGUUAGGGCUGUAAAGUGUUUGAAACUUUAUUUCUGUAGGGUGAAAUCAACAAAAGUGGGACAUCCAUUAAAGUGGAACAAAUAAGCUUUUGGUUUAGUGCUUAUUUAAAAAAAAAAAAGACUGAUAAUAAUGAGUGGUUUUGAAAUGUUGCAAUAACAGUACUUAAUUUGAAUAUCAACAUUUGAUUAGUCAAAAUCAUAAGGUUGUGGUUACCACUCAAAUGCUGGAAGGUCUGAGAAAGUACACGGUAGUGUCUGUGCAUAGUUUAGGUCUAUCAAAAUUGUUAAGGUUUUUAAUACAAACAGUAUUGAAUUAUAAUUCAAACUACAAUAUAAAUUUAUAUUAUUUGUUCAUGUGAUAAUUCAGUUGUAUGAAAUGAUGUGCAAGUUUCUUUGUUUUGUUUUUUUUUAUUAUUUAUUUAUUUAUUGUAUUAUUGUAUUGUGAUGUGAAAGUUUCUUUGUUUUUUUAUUUAUUUAUUUAUUUAUUGUAUUAUUAAGGAAUAUUAAGUUUUGUUACUGUCCCAGUGUACCUGAAAAUGUUGGGACAGUAGCAUUCAGCUAAAGUGACUAAACUAAAAGAUAAAACAUUGCUUAAUGUGAGAAAGUCUCUGUAAACAAGGGCAUCCCUGUCUUUUAUGAUUGUUUGUUAAUGUAGUUAAUCCAAUUACAGCAUCUUAUUUUAAUAAAUUAUAAAUAUAUACUUUAUAUGUCUGUCCUGUCUAAACUGUAAUUAUUUCUGUAGCCACCAGAACAGAGAAUUGUUUUGGCGCUUGUCAUCGUGAUUGAUUGUGAUAAGAAACCACUUGGCUUUCUUUGUGUCCCCGCUCCAAAGAAAAGUUUUGUUUUGUUUUGAAGCAAUAUUGUAUAGGUGCAGUUCCAGACAUUACAGAUUGUAAACAAUGCACGACAGUGAUAGAGAGCUCAUCCACUGUUAGAACUUAUUAACACUGGUGUUCCACCCUGUUAGACAAGUUCUUUUAAAUUACAAUUUAACAGCAACAUUAAAUAGUUGGCAUACUUUUGUCUUAUUUUGUGAGGUGAGGAGUAUUAACAGCAUAUAUUUUUGAGCAAUUUUUUAUUAUUAUUAAUAUCCUGUUGGCAAAAAUGGGCACAAAAAGUACCUGUUCUUAAUAAUUAAGACAUAUUCUAUUCAUCAAUAAUUGUUUUGUUAUUGUUUCAAGAAUAAAAAAAAAUAUAUAUAUAUAUUAUUAUGGCAUACAGGGCAUAUACCAUCCAAGAAAAGCUCAUGAUUGUUUAACAUUUACAUUAUUAACAUUUUGUGAUAACUAUGUAUAUGUCCCAAACAGUGUGGAAUACUUUCACAGCCAGUGUCUGAACAAUCUACCUAUAAUUAUUAUUUUUGGCCAAUAUGUAUUCCUAAUAGAUAAACACGUCAUCUAUUUUAGUUGAAUGCUAAAUACAUAAAUUUUCCCAAAAAUUAUGAAGCCAAAAUGUUACUGGAUACCAGGAAUGACCCAGUAGUGUUUUAUAGGGCAAAGUAUAAAAGUAUCUCCAAUCCAUCAUCCUUCAUAAUUACAUCAUUCAUGUAACACAAAAUACAUUUGAGUCAGACAGGCCUGAUCUUUUAAUUCUGUCACAGAUUAUAAACAGUGAACAGCGUAAUUAUGCAUGCAAUGAAGCUCACUCUGGACCAUAUAUGCAAUCUUUUGUGCCAGUGAUGAAGUAAACUGAAUGCUUUUUUACACAUUUAUAUUAAUUAUACCAUAUCAUAAAUGUACACAAAGUACACAAAUUACAUGACAUCGUUAUACAGAAGAUUAAAAAAGGUAAUAAGCUGCACUGUUUGCAUUCCAUUGCUUGGCUGCAUGGGUUUGUGCCCCCUUGGCAUGACUGUGAAAAAUACAAAAAAAUACUAAAAGUACAAACACAACAACUUUAAACAUGUAAUAACUUCUAUAUAUAAACAUUUAGCCCUUUAUAGCAAACAUUUAUAGCAAAAUGAAUGUAUUUAAAAAGUGUACACAGAUAAAGGUAAUCUGAAUAAAGUUUAUCUGAAUAAUGAUCUGUGAUGAUAAUAAGUGAUGAAGAUUUUAAUUAUUUUAUUAAUAAAUAUUAUGAAGAAAAUGAAUGAAUGAAAUAAAAAAAAUUAAAUUCUUAAUUGAAUAAUAAUAAUAUAAUAAUAUUUUUAUGUACAUUUUUAAAUAAAGACAAAUAAAUUUAACAUGUAAAUAAAUAAAUCAAUCAAUAAAUAAAUGUGUGUUGGUGUGCUUGAACAGAACAGAACGCCACACCAAUAGGUGGUGCUAAAGCUCCAAAGUGUAACGCGUAAAUUACGCGUUAACAUAUGUACAACACGUUUUGGCCCUUAUGGCCUUCCAUACUGAUUUCACGCGUUUCAUAUAAUAGGUAUUGUCCCCAAUGGCGUUCCAUACAAAUGGAAAACCUUGGCGCGUGACGUCAUAUCCUGCUCCCGCUCAUAUUCGCAGCGGCAAAGUCUAGUGUGAGCGCGAAUGGGACCAUAGCUAAGGAAUGAUUUACUAGCCGUUGUCAAUAUUUUCUCCCUGUUGUUCUGCCUUUUUUUUUUUUUUUUUUUUUUUUUUUUUUUUUAAAACAGUGUUUUUAAGAGUCAUGUCUUGCAGAAGAGGAGCUUUAAUUGUUCUGGAGGGAGUAGACAGAGCCGGGAAAACUACGCAAUGUCACAAACUUGUGCAGGCUUUACAGCAGAGCGGACGAGCUGCAGAAAUGAUGCGAUUUCCAGACAGAACUACUAAAAUUGGUAAGCUGAUCAGUUCAUACCUGGAGAAGAAGAGUAAUCUGGAGGAUCAUACUGUUCACCUGCUGUUUUCUGCAAACCGAUGGGAAAUGGUGCCUCUGAUUAAACAGAAGUUGGAACAAGGAAUCAAUCUAGUGGUGGACCGCUAUGCGUUUUCUGGAGUUGCUUUCACUAGUGCCAAGCCUGGCUUCUCUCUGGAGUGGUGCAUGAAUCCAGAUGUGGGACUUCCAAAACCGGACCUGGUGAUGUUUUUGCAGCUCAAUCCCAAUAUGGCAGCAAACCGUGGAGAAUAUGGAAUUGAACGGUAUGAGACGAGCGCUUUCCAACGCACAGUUCAUCAAAGAUUUGAACAGCUCAUGCAGGAUUCCUCAGUCAACUGGAAGGUAAUCGAUGCUGCAAGGACCAUAGAAGAGGUGCACAAAGAUAUUAAGCUUUUGAGUGAAGACAUCAUCAGUUUAGCCGAGAAUCAGCCAGUCGGAGAGCUGUGGAGAAUUCUGGAUCUAUGAGGCAGCAGUAUAAGAGAUUACCUGGAGUGAGAUUAAGUACAUCUGCGGUAAUUAGAUGAGAUGGCUGACUGUCUACCAGUUCAAACAUUGGAAGACCUCUACAGUUUGAAACCUGUACAAGGGAAAAACCACAGUGAAGAGUGAACCAAAGGUACAAACAUAAAGGCUACCAAAAGUUAAAAAGUAAUUAAGUACCUUACGAAUCUGUGCACACCAGUCAUCAAAAUCAUCCUCUGUUUGACAGAAGAAGCCCUGAUGGACAAAAUUUUGUAUGGAUGAUACUAUUAAAUCAAAGGAAAUUACAAUUUCUAACAACAGUAAUAUAACAAUAAUAUUUUUCAUCAAGACAAGCAAGCAUGUUUUACUCUUGAUUUUUAUUCAACUGUUACUGUGGGGGAAAUGAAAUUAAAUAAUCCAAUUUUUCUCUAUGCAUUAACUUUAACAAUACUGUAAAAUACAGUACAGCUGUAUAAUGUGAUUCAGUUACUUCUUGAAAAUAGGGCUCUAUGUUUUCCCACUGAUGUGAUCAUGCACAUUUAUAUGUAUUGUGAUCAUGAUUUACUAUAUGAGCCAGAGUCUUAAUAAUACAUACUUGUAUGCA